AAACGGCAACAGUCACACUCCGUAAUCCACUCCCUCCCCCAAAGCGCACCGUUUUUCUGAAAAUUUCUCUUGAAACGGUAGAACUUCACGAUCUUCCUCCCAGAGCGCACACAAACCCCUUCUCUCGUUCUCCAUUGUGGACGCCCGACGCCAGUCGGAACUAUUCAGGGAUACUUCGCUCUGGGAAAACCCUAAGAGCUGUUCUAAUCCAUCAGAACUAGGUAUAACCUAAUCAUAUUAUUUUCAUCCCUCAAUUCCUUUCAUUGUUUCAAAAUUUGCCUUCUUGGGAAAGGGAAGGAAAUCAAAUCAAAAAAAUUUGUGGAAAAAGAGAUAUAAAAAAAAGAGGGUGAAAAGAAUUGUGGAGAGAAAGUAGGGAAAGGAGGUGAAUUGGAGCUCGGACAUCUCUGUUUCUGCCUGUUUCAUGUCUCCAAUGUCUCUGAAACCCGAAAAAGAAGGUAUGGACGUGGUGGAAAUUGCUAGUAGUGACGAUGAAGGAGGUGUAGGAGUGGAAAGGAGGAGCAAUCAACAGGUUCAAACCGACCAAGUAGGCCAGCAGACUGUUGUACCACUCCCUCCAGCGGAACCGCCCCUGUCAAGGAGUUUCUGGAAAGCUGGGGCCUAUGAUAACACUCCCUCCAAAUUGACUCCAGCCCCAGAUCAAUUGGAACAUGCUCGCGUUCAUCCCAAGUUUCUGCACUCCAAUGCCACUUCUCAUAAAUGGGCUUUUGGAGCAAUUGCCGAGCUGUUGGACAAUGCUGUUGACGAGAUAUGCAAUGGGGCAACUUUUGUAAAGCUCGAUAGAAUUGAUAAUCAGAAGGAUAACUCUCCUGCUUUACUUUUCCAAGAUGAUGGAGGUGGAAUGGAUCCUGAAUCUAUUCGGAAAUGCAUGAGCUUGGGUUACUCUUCAAAGAAGUCGAACACAACAAUUGGACAAUAUGGUAAUGGGUUCAAGACUAGUACAAUGCGACUGGGUGCUGAUGUUAUUGUUUUCAGCCGUGCAUCUCGUACCAGCCGAGCAACACAGAGCAUUGGCCUUUUAUCCUAUACAUUCUUGCGGAGAACUGGGCAGGACGAUGUUAUUGUUCCAAUGGUUGAUUUUGACAUCUCUGACCAUUGGGCUGAACCAAUAAUAUACAGCUCUAAGGAAGAUUGGUCUACCAACUUGAAGACCAUUCUCGAAUGGUCACCUUUUGCAUCAAAGGAGGAGCUUAUGCAACAGUUUGAGGAUAUUGGACCACAUGGAACAAAAAUAAUCAUAUACAACCUAUGGCUGAAUGAUGAAGGCAUAUUUGAAUUGAAUUUCGACGAUGAUGAUGAGGACAUAAGGUUAAGAGAUGAAGCAAAUCGUGGAAGUUUGUCAAAAGUACCCAAAAAAGUAGCUGAACUCCAAUCCCAUAUUUCCUAUUGCAUCAGAUAUUCAUUAAGGGCAUAUGCUUCCAUUUUGUACCUCAGAAAAUUUACAAACUUCCAAAUAAUACUAAGAGGGAAGCCUGUGCAGCAGUUUAAUAUAGCAGAUGAGUUGAAGUAUCCAAAAGUAGUUAUUUACAGGCCACAGCAUAAUACUGCAUUAAAAGAGGCUUCCGUGGAAACCACCAUUGGGUUUAUAAAAGAGGCACCUGCUCUUGGAGUUUCUGGGUUCAACGUGUACCAUAAAAAUCGCCUCAUCAGGCCCUUCUGGAAGGUUACAAGUGAUGGUUCUUCAAAAGGGAAUGGUGUCGUUGGAGUUCUUGAAGCUAAUUUUAUAGAACCAGCGCAUGACAAACAGGAUUUUGAGAGAUCAUCUCUGUUUAUCCGUCUUGAAACAAAGCUGAAACAAAUGCUAAUGGACUACUGGAAAAGCAACUGUCAUUUAAUGGGACAUCAACCUCCAGGUUCCAGGGUACAGAACAUGCAAAAGAAACAUCCUGCUCAAUCACCUGUCGGACAUGCAGCUCAUAUGCAGAAACAGUUGCCGGCUAAUCAACACAUUGUUGGUCUUGCGGCUAAUACCGAAAAAGAGAUGAAUCUAGAUCAACCUAUCAACUGUCUCACAGCUAAUCUGGGGCAGGAUGUGGAUAAUGUGCAACCUGGAAACAGAUCCAGAACUAGUGUCCGAGAAGAAUUGCCUGCUGUUCAACCCAUUAUUGGACUCAGAGAGGGAUCCUUUAAAGAAGUGACAUCUGCUGAUGGCUCUGGGCUCAUAUCAGUUGAUAAGAUAUGUGAAGAGAACAUACAACUAUUUAUGAGGUGUGAGGAACACAUGCGGAAGGAGAAUGAAUUAAAACAAACGAUAUCAGAAUUAGAGAGGAAGUUGGAGGAGGCCAAGAAGAAGUGUGCUCAACUUUCUUCACACCUGGAAAUUAGAAGGAAGCAAAGGAUUUUGAAGUCAACUGAAAAGAUUUAAUAGAACUAUCUUGUAAAGCACUCAGGGACCAGAAUGACACCUAACAAAUUAAGGUCUCUAAUAGUUGUUACUUUGGUGUGAGGGGAUUAGGUCAACAAUUGGCCUUAUUGCUUUUUUCCUCAAAAUUUUGAAGGGAAUUGUAUAUUGGUUUUAGUCCUUUUUUUGUGGUGUACAGAACUAGCUACAAAUUAGCUACGUUGUUUCAAAUGUGGUUUAUAGAAAUAGAAAUUAUUGUCUUUUAUGCUCCA
Molecule: messenger RNA, 2631 nt
Organism: Vitis riparia (riverbank grape)
Lineage: Eukaryota; Viridiplantae; Streptophyta; Magnoliopsida; Vitales; Vitaceae
Product: protein MICRORCHIDIA 2-like
Exons: 18
Coding region: 422-2383 (653 amino acids)
Cellular component (GO): nucleus
Molecular function (GO): ATP hydrolysis activity
Source: RefSeq, a predicted model, not a curated record